Molecule: messenger RNA, 792 nt
Organism: Pedinophyceae sp. YPF-701
Lineage: Eukaryota; Viridiplantae; Chlorophyta; Pedinophyceae
Source: the annotation of a GenBank genome assembly
AUGGCCGCCGCGAUGUACGGAGAGCAGCCCUACGGCGACACGUACGGUGCAGGGCAGGCCACGGGCACUUCCCCGGCCAAGCCGAACCGGGACAAGAAGACGUGCAAGUCGAUCACCGUCAAGCAGCUGUUGGAGGCCCACAGCGACGGCAACAACUACUUCGUGGACAACGACCCGCUCGCGACGGUCUCGCUCGUCGGACGCGUCGUCGACGUCAACGCCAGCGACCUCGGCCACGUCGUGAUGAUCGACGACACGACGGGGGUGUGUCCGGUCGAGAUCACGGACGACGGCGACGCUGAAAAGAUGCGGGGCGUGGAGGUCAACAAGUACGUGCGCGUGUUCGGUGGGGUCAAGUCCUCCGGGGGGUCUGUGGCGAUCAACUGCAUGCACGUGCGGCCCGUGGAGGACCACAACGAGAUCACGCACUUCAUCCUCGAGGCGAUCUUCACGCACAUCCACUUCACCAAGGGCACGCGCGGCGACGGCGCGAACGCCGCGGGCGCGGCCAUCGCUGGCGCGGCGUAUGGCGCGGGCUACGGCGCGGCGGGCGGCGCGGGGUACGGCGCGGCGGGCGGCGCGGCGGGCGGGCUCGUGGAUUCGGUGAUGCAGGUCCUGGACUCGCCCGCGGUGCACACGCGCGACAGCGGGGUGCAGCUGGACGAGCUGGUGCGCAUGCUGGGGGCGGGGGUCACCCGGGAGCAGGUGCAGGCGGCGUGCGACGCGCUGCUGCAGGACGGGCGGGUGUACACCACCAUCGACCAGUACCACUUCCGGAGCUGCACCAUGUAG